GCUCUUGACUCUCUAGAUUUUCAGUCAGUCUGUCGAGAAUUUUGUUGAAUGACAACAUCAUCGAGAUGAAGCUAAGCAUAUUCGAGAAUCCCAACUGCCUGCUGAAUCGCAGAAAUCGUUAUCAGUUCUUAGCCACAUUUCUAGUGACAUUUUCGACAUUUUCUCAUGGGGUGGGCGUUGGUUGGAUGUCCCCUGUUAUGAGGGAUUUGCAAUCACCCGAAUCGCCGCUCAGCUUUGAGGUGUUUGUUGAGGAAAUAUCCUGGAUUGGCUCGCUGAUUGGCAUUGGCAGUAUUAUUGGGAAUUUAUUGGCUGGCUUUCUACAAGAUCGCAUUGGACGCAAGCCAGUCUUGUAUUUCCUAGCCUUUCCUUAUUUGUGUUUCUGGUUGUUGGCUUACUUUGCUCAGAGUGUGGAAUAUCUUUAUGCGGGUCGUCUCUUGGCUGGCAUUACAGGCGGCGGAGGCUAUAUAGUUUUACCCAUUUUUAUCAGUGAAAUCUCCGAUGCCAAAAUUCGUGGUCGUCUUGGCUCUAUGCUCAUGCUCUCGGUCAACAUGGGCGUGCUCGUUGGUUAUAUUCUCUCCACAAAUGUGCAUUACUAUAUAGCGCCCUUUUUCAUCAUUCCGCUGCCCAUUUGCUAUUUGGUUGGCAAUCUUUUUCUGCCUGAGACGCCUUUUUAUUUGAUUACCAAAGGCAAAUUUGGUGCUGCAGAAAAGUCCUUUAGAUUUUACAAGAAUAUUCAAGAGAAUGACAAGACUUCAAUGGCAGAGUUUGAGGAGAUCAAGUAUAAGUUGACCAAGGAGCAGGCACUAAAGGUCAAUGCCUUUAACUACAAGGAUUUCAUUACCAAGCCUGCCUUUAAGGCCUAUGCCACAGCCUUGGUGCUGCUCGGUUGCAAUCAAUUUACGGGCACCUUUUGCUUCACCACCUACAUGACGGACGUCUUUGAGAUCUCACAUGCUUCGAUGGAUGCGGGCACUUCCACUAUUAUCCUGGGAGCUGUUCAAAUUGUGGGCGUCUGUGCCACAAUUUUGUUCUGUGAUCGAUAUGGUCGCAAAUUCCUGUUAAUGAUCUCUUCUCUUGGUGCUUCCAUUUGUCUGGCUGCCUUUGGUUUUUACAUAUACUUUGCGGAACGUUACGAUCUCUCUGCCUGGGGAUGGAUUCCAUUGGUGCUCUUGGCAUUGGAGAUGUUCUUAUGUCAUAUUGGUUUGGUUGGCAUCAUCUUUGUGGUCUUGGUUGAGGUCAUGCCAGCUCGGAUACGUUCGGUGGCCGUCUCUACAUUUAUUGUUCUUCUCAGUUGCCUCGUUUUUCUCACGCUGAAAAUCUUUCCACUCUGCUUAAAGUACUGGGGACUUGCCAUCACUAUGUGGGCUGCCAGCGUCGUUGGAUUGCUUGGUUUCAUCUACUUUAGCUUGUGCUUUGUCGAGACCAAAGGCAAAUCUAUGCUGGAUAAUUUCAAUUUAAUAUGCAUUGCUCAUGGCAUUGGAAUUGGUUGGUUUGCGCCCACAAUGCGCAAAAUGCAAACCGAAGAGACGCCCAUGAAUUUUAUGGCCACCGUCUCUGAGGUCUCCUGGGUUGGUUCAUUCCUGGGCAUGGGAGCGAUGACAGGAAAUGCUCUAAUGGGAAUCAUUCUUCCCUAUUUGGGCAGCAAGUUGUGUCUACUUUUUGUAGCCAUUCCUCAGACGUGCUAUUGGCUUUUGGUAUAUUUCGCCGAGAGAGUCGAGUAUCUUUAUGUGGGACGCUUUCUUGGCGGUCUUUGCAGUGGUGGCAUGUACAUCAUUCAUUCCAUGUUCCUCAGCGAAAUUUCAGAUCCCAGAAUUCGUGGGACACUCGGUGCUAUAGUGAUGUUAUCUGUGAAUAUAGGCGUGUUUCUUGGCUACAUUAUGGGCACACACAUGCCGUUCAGCAUCACACCAUUCAUAGUAUUAUUACUUCCAGUUUGUUACUUUUUAUUAACGCUAUGUUUUAUACCGGAAUCGCCAGUGCAUCUGAUAAGAAAAGGCAACUUGAAGGCGGCUGAGAUAUCUUUCCGUUAUUAUAAGAAUAUCAAGGAUUUCAAUCGAUCUGCAGCAGUGGAGGAAUUCGAGGAUAUGCGACAGAAGCUAACGGAGGAUGACAAGGCAUCUAGUAACGUGACUAUCAAGGAUUUUGUGUCCAGAUCAGCUUUCCGAGCUUAUGCAUCCGCUGCAGUCUUGCUGAUUGCGAAUCAAUUCAGCGGCAUUUUCGCCAUGGUCAGCUACAUGUCGGACAUCUUUGAAAAAUCGGGCAGCACUAUGGACCCAGAUACCUGCACCAUUAUCAUUGGCAUCGUUCAGAUUCUAGGCACAUAUGCAACGGCUUUACUUUGCGAUGUCUGGGGACGUCGUCUGCUUCUCGUUGUCUCCUCGGGCGGAGUUGCUGUCAGUCUCUUUGGUUUCGGUUUCUUUACAUAUUUUGCACAGUGGUACGAUUUGAGUGAUUGGAGUUGGGUGCCUCUUGUGUUGAUGUCGAUCUGCAUCUUUAUGGGCAAUAUUGGACUUGUCGGCUGCUUCUUUAUGGCCUUGGUCGAAAUGUUUCCUCUAAAGAUUCGCACUCGUGCCACAUCGAUUUCUGUGGUUAUUUGCGGCUUCUUUGUGUUCAUCAUGCUCAACAUUCUCCCACUGUGCAUGGCUGAAUGGGUUUCAGUUGGAAAUAGAAUUUCGCUCGUGCCAGACUCAAUCAGCUCGAAAGUAGAAAUGUUUGAACGACUCUUAGCGCGCCCAAACUGUCUGAUUAAUCGCAGGAAUCGCUAUCAGCUGUUAUCCACAGUGCUCAUUAAUUUAAUAUGCAUAUCACAUGGCAUUGGCAUUGGUUGGUUGUCGCCAACGCUGCGCAAGCUACAAACUCCCGAAUCGCCUUUGAGUUUCCCCCUUAACGUUAAUGAAGUGUCUUGGGUGGGCUCCGCUUUGGGCAUAGGAUCGGUUAUUGGCAAUUCACUCAGUGGUCUGUUAAUUUCGCGCCUAGGCAGUAAAGCUUGUCUGCUCUUCAUCGCAUUGCCACACUCGUGCCUUUGGAUUAUGGUGUACUUUGCCACGAGCGUGGAGUAUCUGAUCGCAGGACGCUUGCUAGCUGGCAUCACAGGAGGCGGCAUUUAUAUAAUACAUCCACUUUUUAUCAGCGAAUAUUGCGAUGCAAACAUCCGUGGAACUUGUGCCACCAUGGUGAUGUUGUCGGUUAACACGGGUAUUCUUAUAGGCUACAUUGUGGGCACUCAUGUCUCAUACUAUGUUGUGCCAUUUAUCGUACUUAUCUUACCGCUGAGUUUCUUUAUAUCUGUGCUCUUAUUCAUACGCGACUCACCGAUGCAUCUCAUCAACAAGGGCAAGUUUACGGCUGCUGAAGCAUCUUUUAGAUACUACAAGAACAUUAAAGAUAGCGACAGCUUAAGUGAUCAGGCCACCGCAAUGGCAGAAUUUAAAGAUAUGAAAAUGACCCUGACAAAUGAAGAUAAUCAGCUCGACAAGGUGACCAUAAAGGAUUUUUUCACUCGAGCUGCCAUUAAAGGCUACGCUAUGGCUUCUGUUAUAGUCAUUGCCAAUCAGUUUAGCGGCGUCUUUACCAUGGUCAACUAUAUGACAGAUAUCUUUGCCAAGUCGGGCAGCACUAUGGAUCCAAAUACUAGCACAAUUAUCAUUGGAUCUGUGCAACUCUUUGGUGCCUAUGUCACUACACUCCUUUGCGAUGUCUUUGGCCGCAGAAUUCUGAUGCUUGUUUCAUCGGCUGGCGUAGCAUUAAGUUUAACUGGUUUCGGUUUCUUUACCUACUUCACUGAGAUGUAUGAUCUGAGCCAAUGGAACUGGGUGCCAGUGGCCAUAAUGUCGGUGGACAUCUUUUUGGGCAACAUUGGCCUAGUUAGCUGCCUAUUUGUGCUCAUGGUUGAAAUGUAUCCCCUCAAGAUUCGUGCCAGAGCAACAUCGAUUUCGAUUGUUGUCUGCAGUUCAUUGGUAUUUCUCAUGCUCAACAUUUUCCCCCUAUGCAUGCAUUACUGGGGACUGCCUACAACAAUGUGGUCUAUGGGGGGCAUUACUUUCUUCUGCUUUAUUUGCUUUUUAUUCUUUUUAAAAGAAACCAAAGGAAAGUCGAUGCUAGAAGAUUGAUCGAAAAGUGAACAACUGGUAUUUUCAAUGUUAUCGAUAAGCUAUCGAAAAUGGUUGGUCAAUGUACACACAAAAAAAGCUGGUUGCUAUAGUUCCAUAACGGUGAAUUUGCAAAACCCAAAAUAUUGCGCAAUAAAAUAAAUAUUUUUAAAAAACAUAUCCAAAGCAAACAUUGCAACUAAUAAUUUAAACAGUACUUACCAAAUCGAAGCUCCGUUUUUUUAGGAAUAAUUAAUAUUUAUCUUCUAUAGCUCAUUUCCUUAGUUAAUCGCACAUGCAAGCGUCCAAUUCAGAUAUUUUUGCACAACACAUUCACUCAAUUCACUACACUCAAUUAAUUGUAUUCACAUGAUGCUUUUCUAUUUGCACAAAGCAAUUUUCACUUUCACAAUAAAAAAAAAUAAAAAA
Molecule: messenger RNA, 4517 nt
Organism: Drosophila nasuta
Lineage: Eukaryota; Metazoa; Arthropoda; Insecta; Diptera; Drosophilidae
Biological process (GO): carbohydrate transport; transmembrane transport
Cellular component (GO): membrane
Molecular function (GO): sugar transmembrane transporter activity
Source: RefSeq, a predicted model, not a curated record